This is a messenger RNA of Plasmodium inui San Antonio 1, 1155 nucleotides long. RefSeq lists its product as hypothetical. The coding region runs from base 1 to 1155 and encodes 384 amino acids. Gene Ontology annotation, cellular component: nucleus. Gene Ontology annotation, biological process: proteasome-mediated ubiquitin-dependent protein catabolic process. NCBI's taxonomy places the organism in Eukaryota, Apicomplexa, Aconoidasida, Haemosporida, Plasmodiidae. The transcript has 4 exons. The record is from RefSeq and is a predicted model, not a curated record. Gene Ontology annotation, molecular function: ubiquitin binding.
AUGACGGGCAAACGGGAGAUUGAAGAAUUCCUCACCCAUAUUGAGGAUGCAACGGAGGACAUGGCCCUGUACUAUUUGGAAAUGUGCAACGGAAACUGCAACGAUGCCCUACAGCUCUAUUACGAAAUAAAUGGAGGGCCCGCUACACACGGAGGAGAGACAGAGGAUCCAUCGAGGUCCCCAGAAGCCACACUGCCAGAUGGAGACGUCGGACAAGCAGCAAGUGACAACAGACAAGAUCGAGGGGAAGAAAAUUGCAGCACCCAGUGUGACGACAGCGUUAGAGAGCCGGAUAAACAUUUCAACCAAGCGUUAAUUCACGACAUGGAUUACUCCAAUUUUUUACCGAUUAAUGCAAAGAGCAAGAAUGAGAAAAAAAAAGAAAUGCAAUUAGGGGAAACAUUUGGGAAGCUUUUUUCAGCACCAAUCUCUCUCAUUUGCUCUCUGUCUUUGGAAGAGGUGCGUAAAAAGGCGAGAGCGGAAAACAAGUAUAUCCUUGUGAGCAUUCAGGAUUCCGAAUUUGACUCCUUGAAGUUGAAUAGGGACAUAUGGAAUAACGAAAUGGUGCAGGACAUAAUAAAGGACUUCUUCAUUUUUUGGCUGCGUCACGAGCACGAUCAGGACGCAAUGGUCUUCACCACAACCUACAAGGUCACGAAGCUGCCGCACAUCUGCGCCCUGUGCAAAAGAACCGGACGCAAGAUAAAAGUAUGGAACAUCAAAAAUUUCGAGGAUCCAAUAUGUGCCCAGUCGCAGUUAUACGAGUUUAUCGAGAUGAUGGUUUCUAAAAAUGAGCCCGAUGCAGGGACAGUGAGCAAAGGCGCUCAUCCGUCUGAACUUCGCAGUGAGAUAGUCCCAACGCAAGGAGAAAGUCACAACAAUACCUGCAGCGUCGUCCAUGCAAAUGGAUCUUUUAACACUUUAAGAGGGACAACACCACCUGCGGCAGGGAAAACCCAUGCGGUGGAUAGCACACAUAAAGGUUGUGGCAGCCCUGAAGGUUUCCUAAAAGUAACCGAAGAACCGACAGCUGAGGAACGGACAAAUGGGGAACCAACAACUGAGGGGAAAAAAAACCCAGUGGAGUAUAACAAAAUAAAUAAUGAGUUGUCCGAGCUACACAAAUUGAGAUUACAACGGUUUCGGAAGGGAUAG